AGUAUAGCUUUAAUACACCACUGAAUCUCUACAAUAUAUUCUUGCAGCCUGAAAGACUUAUCUAGUCUUCAUGGGCAACAGACAUAUACAAUGUACAGGUAUGCCUGCAGGAAAAAUAUCCACACACACAAUAAAAAUAAAUGCUUUUCAUUAAAAAGGCCAUUUAUACUUUUGUGUUGUUUUAAAUACAUUUUGAAUCACAAAAUUCAAAAAUUGCCAUUUUACCCCAUUUUAGUUCAAGUCUGGAAGGUAACCUGUUCUCAGUCUUGGGGUCAAUGUAGCUAAUGAAGUCUCCCUAAAUUUGUUUGUAUUAACAGUGCAGAAUGCAUUUAAUCUGUGUUAUACUAAGGCUGUCUUGUUGCUCUCUCUUGCUUUCCAGAGACACUGAACACUUCAAUGCUCACUAUGUCUGUUUAGGUAGAAGGGAAAUCCCUGAUGUUAAAGUAAUUUGUUCUUAAAUCUUUGGCUAUUGCUGAAAGCCUCGCCGCCCACUUUCUGCCUUUUGGUGUAAUACAGAGUCCAGGUUCAGUAUUUCACACUUGAAAGAGGGACUCACUUUAUUAUAGAAGCUUUUAAUCUUUCUACAUGACAGGGCAUGCAGGAUUUCAUUAAACAGCUGAAUUUCAUAACAAGGACCAGACAUUUCUUCAAAGAACCUGAUCAAAUUUUGUAAUCCAUUUCCUUUUGGCCUUGCACUUGUGAAAUUAGACACAAAACAUUUAUAAAUGACAUUUUUCCUUCCCAGCAAUUAAGCAGUUCAAAGGUUCCCUUUGUGUUGUGUGGCUUUGAAAGUGUUAUAUUUAUUCUGAACUGGCCCUUCAAUUUGUUCUAUCAAAUAUUUUGGAGGUUAGAGCAAGACAUCGAUUGUGAACAGGUGUGGAAAGACUUUUUUGAUGUAUAAAAGCAUUCCAUUUUAUAGCCAUCGUUUGCAGUUUUAGCUCAUCUACUGAUUGAAUUCCCGAGAAGGGAAGCCAGCCCUUUGCUAACUAGGUGACAGAAUGCCUGAGUCUACCACACAAGAGGGGCAUUCCUCCACUUGCUGACAUUUUCUCUCUGCCCUUUCACAUUUCAGUGCUGAUCCUGCUCAUCGUCACAAUGAGAAGACGGAAAAAAGAGCCUCUUAUUUUUGACGAGGAGAGGGAUAUUAGAGAAAACAUUGUCAGGUACGAUGAUGAAGGUGGGGGAGAAGAGGAUACCGAAGCCUUUGACAUGGCCGCUCUGAGAAACCUCAACGUGAGGGACACCAAAACCCGCAGAGAUGUGACUCCUGAAAUUCAGUUCUUGAGUCGACCGACUUUUAAAAGCAUCCCAGAUAAUGUAAUUUUUAGGGAAUUUAUUUGGGAAAGACUGAAAGAAGCUGACGUGGAUCCAGGAGCUCCUCCAUAUGACUCUCUGCAGACCUAUGCUUUUGAAGGAAAUGGCUCAGUUGCUGACUCACUCAGUUCUUUAGAUUCCAUCAGCUCAAACUCUGAUCAGAAUUAUGACUACCUAAGUGACUGGGGUCCCCGCUUUAAACGGCUGGCUGACAUGUAUGGAAACGGCCCAGAGAGUUUGUACUCAUAGCCUUGGACAGUUCACUUGAAAUGUACUGAAUAAAAAGGCAGCAUCAAAAAAAAAGAAAAAAUAAAUAAAUAAAAGAGAAGGAAAAGGGGGAAGUAUUACAUGCAGUAAACAAGAACUUUCACUUGUGGGCCAAAAGAGGUUGUAAAUAUGUGUCCAUUUUUAGCUAUUACGGUUUCUGCCUUGAUGAAACAUUCACUAGAUUAUCCAAGGGAUUUCACUGACCAGACUCUGAGUAUUUAAAGUUUUUUUUCUUUCUUUCUUUUUAAAUUGUAAUUGUUUAUUUAUUUGAUAAAAAAAUACUUAGUAGUUUGUGAAUAGAUAGCAACUUUUGUAUAAUUGCAAGGGCACCUAAACUGCCUGACAAAGUCAUGUCCUGUGUUGUCAGUGAGCCAAGGACAGCCUGCACAAACAUUCGUGGUACCCUCUCUGAGAAGAAUAGAGCAUGCUGUGCCAUUGAAAAAUCCCAGAACUUCUUGCUUAUCAAAUCUUGGGAGAGUUUAAUUUCUACUGAAGCUUUUAGGCUUGCUAUAUGAUAGAGUUCAACACAAUUUUAUUUCUGCUGGUGCUCAGAAAUGUUUUACUUUAUUUAUUAAUAUAUAAAUCCUCACAAUAACUUUCCUAAAUGAAACUCUCAAUAAAAAACCAAUAAAAUUGAAUUUAAGGCAACAUAAAUUAUUGUUUUGCCAACAAAUUAUAGGAAGUGUUCCCAAUAAGGAAAAGGUAAAUAAUUCUUCAAGGUUCAAGUAGUUUUGAAAUGCUUGUGUAGGUAUGAUUUAAAACAAUAGUUGCUGUCUAUUUGUUAAUAUUUAUGAUCUCUUCUGAUUUAUACAGGAGAAUAUAUUUUUAUUUGACACAUAGUGUUGUGUUUAUUUGGAGCUCCAGCCUCCACUCUGUUCAGGUUCAUCUUACUGCCUCAUGGUAUUCAGCUCAUCAGCACGUGCUGGCUUUUCUGCAGUUUGGAUUACAGGAAGGAGAUGAAACAUGGAAAUGGCAAAAUAACUGCACAACAACUGAGCCUCAUUGCCAUCCAUAUCUCAAAGAGGAGCCAAGCUCCAAGGAUGUACAAAGUUUUCCUCUGAGCCACUAGAGAGAACAAAACUGUGGGAAAAAAAUAUUUGUAUUUCAUUAAGACUUUGGGGAGAGUAGAGAUUUUUCUUUGAUGCAGGAAUUAUUUUCCAAAGUCAUGAGCUCUAAGUGCUCCAAAGCCUGUUCAAGGACUGUUUCCCAACUUCUUUUGCUCUAAGCAUUGACUGAAAGAUUGAGUUUUU
Peromyscus leucopus (white-footed mouse) is the source of this 2831-nucleotide messenger RNA. RefSeq names its product cadherin-7-like. Gene Ontology annotation, biological process: adherens junction organization; calcium-dependent cell-cell adhesion; cell-cell junction assembly. The transcript has a single exon. Lineage: Eukaryota; Metazoa; Chordata; Mammalia; Rodentia; Cricetidae. Gene Ontology annotation, molecular function: cadherin binding; calcium ion binding. Gene Ontology annotation, cellular component: adherens junction; catenin complex. The record is from RefSeq and is a predicted model, not a curated record. Bases 1096 to 1563 code for a protein of 155 amino acids.